UUGCUCGAAGUGAAGCUUGGCUCCAGAUCAUAGAUAGAUGUGAAUCUAGACGAAUUCAGUUUCAGGAUGAUUGCAGAUGAAUCUGUGGCGGAGUUCAUUUCGAUGACGUCUGCGGGCGACGAUGAGGCCAGAGGGUACCUGGAGAUGGCCGGCGGAGAUCUCCACCAGGCAGUUGGCCUCUUCUUCGAGAUGGGCGGCGGCACGCCGGCUCCGGCUCACAGAUCUUCUGCGUCUCCUUCACCGGUCGACCACUCGGGUGACGUGGCCGCGGAGGUGAGAGCCGCGGCGCUGGCUGCCGGCCUAGGUCCGGACGACACGCCCAUGGAGGAAGAAGUGAGGGCGCCUUUGCCCGCGUACCAGGAUCAGAUCAUCGACCCAGAGCACGAUCGACGGAUGCAGGAAGCCAUGGCAGCGGACUCGGCGGCCAUGUAUCAGAGGAUGUCCUUCGAUCGGAAUGGGGCGGGCACGGGCGAGGAGGACGAGCAGAUGGGCGAGGGAAAGGCCAUCAAUAGAUUAUUCGCUCCGCCAGAGUACAACGAGGGUGUCAGCUACUACCAGGCCAUUCAAAAAGCCAAGGAGGAGGCCAAGUGGCUCUUGGUGAAUAUCCAGCAGGCAGAGGUCUUUGCCUCCCACACGCUGAACAGGGACGUGUGGAGCGACGACACUGUCAAGGACAUCAUUCAAGGUUCGUUUCUUUUUUGGCAGCGUGAUGAUAAGUCGACGGAGGGCGACCAGUUCUGCCACCUCCAUCAGUGUGGGCACCAGCUGCCGCACAUCUGCGUCAUUGAUCCUCGGACCGGCCGGAGGGUGAAGAACUGGGACGGCCGCAAGUGGGUGGAGUCCCAUGCCGCGGCGGAGUAUCUCCUUGGCUUCCUGGAUGAGUUUUCCAUGUCUCGGUCGCCGCCUCCGCAGUCUCCCGCGGCGAGCCCUACGGCACGCCCGCAGGCCUCGCCGCCGGACCCCUCCUCCAUUGAGCUGAGCGGCCUGGAGGAGCCGAUGGAGGUGGAGAGACCAGGCGAAGUUCAGGCGGAGGCAGAGGAGCCAGUUCCUGCCAUGCCUGAAGAGCCAGCGGCCGACGCCGAGCAUCUGAAGGUGUCCAUCCGGCUUCCUUCGGGCCAGCGGGUCACGCGGAGAUUUCGGCCGGAGGAGCCGCUGGAGCAAAUGUUCGUGGUCGCAGCAGCUCUGACCGAGAAGCCCACUAGAUUGGUGGACUUGUCUACGCAGUUCCCAACAAGAGCGCUGCGGGACAUCGAGGGCGGCCUCUCCGUGCCGCUGAAAGAUUGUCAGGUGGCUGGAAACAUGAUCACGGUCAAUGUCCGCACUUGAGGUAUUCCCCCGGUUUUCCGCCGGAGGUGUCUCCGGCGCCUGCAUGCGUUCCGCGGAAUCAAGAGAGAGUCAUAGUUUCCCAGU
Messenger RNA from Effrenium voratum, 1410 nucleotides. NCBI's taxonomy places the organism in Eukaryota, Dinophyceae, Suessiales, Symbiodiniaceae. The record is from the annotation of a GenBank genome assembly.